AUGUAACCAUCCAAUAAAAGCUUAGAAGAGUAUUAAGAAGAAAGAAUGAAAUUCACAAACUCUUGGACUUUCAUGAUGACUGCUCUAGGCUUCGCUGCAGGCUUCGGAAGUGUUUGGAGAUUUCCUUAUUGUAAGUUUCUCAUCACUAUAUAGUGGUAUUUAAAAAUGGAGGAGGAACAUUCCUUAUUCCUUACUUUCUUCUUGUUUUCACACUUGCCAUUCCAUUAUUCUUCCUAGAAGUUGGACUUGGGUAAACAAAAGGAAUGGGAUUUGCUCAUCUUAUCGCCUCAGAAAAACCAAAAUUAGCAGGUUUUGGAUUCAUUGGCAUCAUAAUAGCCUCUUAUGUUUCUACAUAUUAUGUAAUUCUAAUCUAAUACUAGAAUUUAAUUAUGGCAUAUUCCUUUCGAUUUUUAUGGGAUUCCUUCAAAUAUCCCUUGCCUUGGUUAUAAAGCAUUAUAAAUGAAGAACAACCUUUUUCCAAGAACUAUUUUUAUGGUGAAAUUCUUCAAAUAUCAGAUUCAAUCACAAACAUAAGUAUUAAUUUUUAAUAUUUAAUAUUAGAUGAAAUAGUAUGGAGUUUACUUAUUGCGUAUAUGGUUUCAUUAACAAUUGUCUAUUUAAUUAUUAAGUAUUUACUCUUGUAUAUCACUUUAGGGAAGGAGUAGGAACCUCAGGAAAAAUAGCAAUAGUGACAGCCACUUCCCCUUAUUUUUUAUUAGUGAUUCUACUAAUAAGGGGCUUGAUGCUUGAAGGUUCUAGUGAAGGAAUUUAUUAUUUAUUUAAACCAGACUUUGUUAAAUUAUUUAAUCCCUCUGUUUGGGUAGAUGCUGCUAAUUAGGUCAUAUUUCAAAUGAAUGUCGGUUUGGCUAUUCUAUGCUUAUAUGGCAGCUAUAGAAAGAAGGAUGAUAAUCUACCUAAUUUCUCUUAUGCUAUUCCAAUAAUUACAUCCUUAUGUGGUAUGCUUGCGGGAUUAGUAGUGUUUAGUUACAUUGGACAUGUUAGCGUUAAAUUCAAUAUUCCUAUAGAUGAAUUGCCAGUAAUUAUCAUAAUAUAAAUAGCUAUCUGGCCCAGAUUUGGCAUUUGUUUUAUAUCCAGCAAUUUUAGCGUAGAUGCCGAUGCCAAAUUUAUGGUGUAUUUUAUUCUUUUGUGUUCUUGUUUUAUUGGGAGUUGAUACAUAAUUUGGAUUUGUAGACCUGAUUGCUGGAACAAUAGAGGAUGCUUGUUUAGGAGAAGUAAUUUUGUUUGGAUAUAAACUGACAGUUCAAUAAGUUCGAUUGGGAAUCUGUAUUGCAUUGGGAAUUUUAGGAUCAAUCUAUUGUACUGAUAUUGGAUUUUACCUACUUGAAUUUGUAGAUUUGUAUGGAACUACUAUUUCUUUUAUGGGAGGAUUGCUCUUUGAAGUUUUUUAUUUUGGAAAUCCACAAAGAUUUAGCAAAUUCAAAAAGGACUUAGAAGAAUGUAAUAUUUAGAUCCCAGCAUUUAUUGAAUUUUCUAUCGUUAAACUAUGUCAUUUUACAGUAGUCAUUCUAUUGAUAAUAUCAGUGAUUCAAUAGAUUAGAGGGUCCUUAAAUUACGAUGGAUUUUUUAUAGUUGUUGGAUGGAUUAUAUCUCUUUUACCUUUUCUAUGGGCAUUAAUAAUAUAUAUAUAGUAAAUGUUUUUUUUAAUUUUAGGAAAAGAAAUGAAAAAGAAGAGAAAACCGAAGAUGUGGAAUUAAACUUACUUGAAAAAAAUUGA
Messenger RNA from Paramecium octaurelia, 1735 nucleotides. Lineage: Eukaryota; Ciliophora; Oligohymenophorea; Peniculida; Parameciidae. The record is from the annotation of a GenBank genome assembly.